AAAAAGUCCAUUUGAGUGAUAGAGAGAGAGAGAGAAACUCGUUGGUGCUGUGUGGUGUAGAGAGUGCUUUCUGAAUCAGGCAGGCAAGUAGGCGUGCAUAUGAUAUGCAGAAGAUCCAAUUAUUUUCAAAAAUAUAAUUAUUAGCGAUUUGGUAAUAGAUAGUUCCUUGUGAUUCUUUCAGAUAGAUCAGAUAGUUCACUCUCCUUUCAAAUCAAAUCCAAUCCAAUCCAGAGAAACUACACUUUUUUCAGAGAUUGAUCGGUGAUUGUAUCUGCGGUGUCAUCUCUCCUGCGACAGAUGGAAAUGAAUGACAGAUCGAAAGGGGGUUCGCCCUAUAGGCGGCAUCAGAACGAUGAGGAAGCGGCGGCUACUGCGACUGAGGAGGAGGCCGAGGCUUCAUCUGGCGGCGGCGGCGGCCCAUUCCAAAUCUUUAGAACCAAAGAUGCUUCAGUCGACCGCCUCAAAAGAUGGCGGCAAGCGGCACUUGUGUUAAAUGCUUCUCGUCGAUUUCGAUACACAUUGGACUUGAAAAAGGAAGAAGAGAAGAUGCAAACGAUACGAAAGAUUAGAGCACAUGCUCAAGUCAUACGAGCAGCCUACCUUUUCAAAGAAGCUGGGAAAAAAGAAAAAGUUUCAGCAAGCCCAAAAUUACCUACAACAUCGGCUGGUGAUUAUGGUUUGGGCCAAGAGCAACUUGCUUCAAUGACAAGGGAUCAUGAUUUUUCUGCUUUGGAGCAAUGUGGAGGGGUUAAAGGAUUGGCUGAUAUGUUAAAAACAAAUGUAGAGAAGGGAAUACAUGGAGAUGAUGAUGACUUAUUGAAGCGAAAAAAUGCAUUUGGAUCCAACACAUAUCCCCGAAAAAAAGGACGGAGUUUCUUGAACUUUCUUUGGGAUGCUUGCCGAGAUACAACCCUGAUCAUUUUGAUUGUAGCUGCAGCUGCUUCUUUGGGUCUAGGUAUAAAGUCAGAGGGUAUUAAAGAAGGAUGGUAUGAUGGGGGAAGCAUUGCAUUAGCUGUCCUUAUUGUUAUAGUUGUUACAGCUGUAAGUGAUUACAAACAAUCCCUUCAGUUCCAAAAUUUAAAUGAGGAGAAGCAGAAUAUACAUUUGGAGGUCAUUAGAGGUGGUAGAAGGUUGGAGAUAUCAAUAUUUGAUAUUGUUGUUGGUGAUGUUGUACCUCUCGAAAUCGGUGAUCAGGUCCCAGCUGAUGGAAUUUUAAUUUUUGGUCAUUCUCUUGCAAUUGAUGAAUCAAGCAUGACAGGGGAGAGCAAGACUGUUGACAAGAGCUCAAAAGCUCCAUUUCUGAUGUCUGGAUGCAAAGUAGCUGAUGGUUGUGGCACCAUGCUGGUAACAAGUGUUGGUAUAAAUACAGAGUGGGGAUUGCUAAUGGCGAGCAUUUCAGAAGACACUGGUGAAGAAACACCGUUGCAGGUACGAUUAAAUGGGGUUGCAACAUUUAUUGGCUUCGUUGGACUUGCAGUAGCUAUAGUUGUUCUGCUUGUCCUUUUGAUAAGAUACUUUACUGGACAUACCAAAAACACAGAUGGAACUCCUCAAUUCACGGCUGGUCAGACUAAGUUUAGUACUGCCAUAGAUGGAGUUAUUAAGAUUUUCACUGUUGCAGUCACUAUUGUGGUUGUUGCAGUGCCUGAAGGGCUUCCCUUAGCCGUUACCUUAACCCUUGCCUACUCCAUGAGGAAAAUGAUGUCAGACAAGGCCUUGGUCAGGAGGCUUUCUGCCUGUGAAACCAUGGGCUCUGCUACUACCAUUUGCAGUGACAAAACUGGGACCUUAACGUUAAAUCAGAUGACUGUGGUUGAGGCCUACGUUGGUGGAAAGAAAAUUGAUCCUGCAGAUAAUGAGGCAGCGUUGCCUCCUAUGGUUAAAUCUCUGCUCAUUGAAAGUAUUGCACAGAAUACUACUGGCAGUGUAUUUGUACCUGAGGGUGGCGGAAAGUACGAAGUUGCUGGAUCACCAACAGAAAAGGCCAUUCUCCAAUGGGGCCUCGAUCUUGGCAUGAAUUUUGAUGCAAUUAGAUCAAAUUCUUCAAUCAUACAUGUUUUUCCGUUCAACUCGGAGAAAAAGCGAGGCGGCGUUGCACUUAAACUGCCAGACUCUGAAGUUCAUUUACAUUGGAAAGGUGCCGCUGAAAUAGUCUUAGCUUCGUGUACAAGAUUCAUUGAUACGAAUGAUCAUUUCAUACCAAUGGAUGAUGAUAAGGUGAAACAAUUUCAAAGAGAUAUUGAAGAUAUGGCUGCCAGAAGUUUGCGUUGUGUUUCUAUUGCUUAUAGAUCUUAUGAAAUGGAAAAUACUCCAAGUGAUGAGGAGGAAUUGGCUCAUUGGGAAAUACCUGAGAAUGAUCUUGUGUUGCUAGCUAUUGUUGGUUUGAAGGAUCCAUGUCGGCCAGGUGUGAAAGAUGCAGUUCAGUUGUGCACAAAUGCAGGUGUUAAGGUGCGUAUGGUCACUGGUGACAAUCUGCGAACAGGUAUAGCAAUAGCUUUAGAAUGUGGGAUUCUAGUGUCAGGUGCUGAUGCUACUCAGCCAAAUAUCAUAGAAGGGAAAGAAUUUCGUGCAUUAUCUGAAGUUCGGAGACAAGAAAUUGCGGAGAAGAUAUCGGUAAUGGGAAGGUCUUCUCCUAGUGACAAGCUGCUGCUUGUGCAAACAUUGAGAAAGAAGGGACAUGUUGUUGCAGUAACUGGAGAUGGCACUAAUGAUGCUCCUGCACUACAUGAGGCUGACAUUGGUCUUGCUAUGGGCAUCCAAGGCACAGAAGUUGCUAAGGAGAGCUCAGACAUCAUAAUCUUGGAUGACAAAUUUGCCUCUGUUGUAAAGGUAGUCCGAUGGGGUAGGUCUGUUUAUGCAAAUAUUCAGAAAUUUAUCCAGUUUCAGCUUACAGUUAAUGUUGCAGCUCUUGUAAUAAAUGUUGUGGCCGCGGUUUCUUCUGGAGAUGUCCCUUUAACUGCAGUUCAGCUGCUUUGGGUGAAUCUUAUCAUGGAUACUCUUGGAGCACUUGCAUUAGCCACUGAACCACCAACUGAUCACCUCAUGCAUAGGCCUCCUGUUGGUCGCAGGGAACCGCUGAUAACAAAUAUCAUGUGGAGAAACAUACUGAUACAGGCUCUAUAUCAAGUGACUGUUCUGCUUAUCCUCAAUUUCCGAGGCAGAAGUAUCCUGCAUUUAAAGAAUGACAACAUUGUCCAUGCUACUAAAGUGCAGAAUACAUUGAUAUUCAAUGCAUUUGUCCUGUGUCAGGUUUUCAACGAAUUUAAUGCUCGGAAGCCCGAUGAAAUUAAUAUAUUCGAAGGGGUGACCAGAAAUUACCUCUUCAUGGGGAUAGUGGGCCUAACUGUUGUGCUUCAGGUAAUUAUAAUCAUGUUCCUUGGGAAGUUUACCUCUACGGUUAGGCUCAACUGGAAACUGUGGCUUGUUUCAAUUGCUAUUGGCUUUAUGAGUUGGCCACUUGCGAUGCUUGGGAAGUUGAUUCCUGUCCCCGAGAUGGCCUUCAGUGAAUACUGCACGAGAAUAUUGCGUCGACGAAGAUCUCCAUGAGGUUCCAUCAACAGAAGGCAGGACUUAGGAAAAUAGAACCGAUUUGCAGUGAUGCUUUUCAUUUUCUUUUCCUCCCCUCCACUGUUAAUAGGGUUAUACCGUGAUUAUGCACAAAGAUUUAAAAAUAUACAGAUUUGGCUGAUAUAUCCAUACUCAGUUCUUUUUUUUCUUUUUUCUUGUUUCUUUUUAAAAUGUUUUUACUUGAUUUGUAAUUUUGCAACUUAGAACUCCAUCAUAUUCAUAUGCAAAAGGGGUGUUUGAUCCAAGGUUUUGAAUCGGUUCUGGCCAGAACCAGCAACAAAAGGAAACAGAGAAAGAAGACUAGCAUCAUCUCGGAUAAGCUUCUGACCUAAUCAGGUCAUACUGCAAGAUUUCGUUUAGUUUUUGACAGAGUUCUGUCCAGUAUCCUACCAUUUUUAGAGCAUACUGCAGAUCGAACUGAAAAGCCUUAUUGAAAACCUUUAAAGAGCGCUAGCAAGACUACAGGUUGGUGGAAGCAAUUGCAAAUCGCUGAUGCCUCAAAGCUGAUCUUCCUGAAGGAAAAUGGUCCAUCAGAACUGUGACCUCUCUAACUCUUGCUCGCUUGCUAAACUUCGCAUUAAAAAAUGAAGUUUGUAUCAACUGUGCAUUUACAAUUAUAAGGUUAGUACUAAGUAGGUACCUAAUUGGCUAUAAUAAUAGGCCUUCAUUUCUUGUGUAAACUCUACAAAGCUUGAUGUGGGAAUUACCUUUCAGUUGGAAAAGGGAAAAUAUACUGUCUUUUAUGAAAUUUCAUCAGCUGAAAAGUGUAAUAGAAAUUAGAAAGUCAUGGAAUCUUGAGUUGAAUUUACCA
Molecule: messenger RNA, 4378 nt
Organism: Camellia sinensis
Lineage: Eukaryota; Viridiplantae; Streptophyta; Magnoliopsida; Ericales; Theaceae
Source: RefSeq, a predicted model, not a curated record